AUCCGUUCAGAUCGACGCGCGAGCAAGUGCACAGCUUCGGAGUGAAUAAAAUGUAACUUUGAUUGUUGAAACUUGUUAAUUGAUCACACGUGUGAGGCUAUAUUGGUGAACGCGUGCAGAAAACCGUUAAAAAAGUUAAUUAGGUGUUAAAUGUGCAUCACAGGAAGGACAGGUGCUGGUAGCAAAUGGAAUCACCAUCGUGUCAAGCGGAAGAUGCAAGAUGAUGAUCAAUUCGUUCGUGAAGCAUCCGCGGCUAGUGAAUCGUCAACGGAGACUGAAGAUAGUGAUAAUACCCUCAUCUACGUACCUACGAAUCCUCAGGAAUGGACCAGCGAACACAUCGCUUCGUGGGUUCAGUGGAUUUCGAAAAAGUUCCAAAUCUUCCCAAGCUUGGAACCGGCGCGGUUUCCCAACGGUGGCGUCGAGUUGGCAAAGUUUACCAAAGCGGACUUUUGGGUCUGCGCUGGCAGUAAAGCCGGCGGUAACACUCUUGCCAAACAUUUUGCCCAUCUUCUACAGAUUGGAACCGGAAUAGAAGAUAACCUGCUAGGAAACGAUACCGACCCAGAACCAUAUCAACUGUUGAAUGCAGCGUCACAUCGAUUAAUAGCACAAGGUGGGCAGAUCCAACUGUGGCAGUUUUUGCUCGAACUGCUCGCUGAUUCGUCGAACGAACGAUUCAUCCACUGGGAGGGAACCAAUGGGGAGUUCAAGCUAACCGACCCGGACGAGGUGGCACGGCGGUGGGGUGAGCGGAAGGCGAAACCAAACAUGAACUACGAUAAGCUGAGCCGGGCCUUGAGGUACUACUACGAUAAAAACAUUAUGACCAAAGUCCACGGCAAGCGCUAUGCAUAUAAAUUUGACUUCCACGGACUGAUGGCGGCCUGUCAAGCUCAGGCCCAGCUCACCGAACCAACAACAAGUUGUAUGAUCUCACCCAGCUACAGUAAAUACUCAUCCCCGGUGGAAUCGUAUAGCGGCGGUAGUCCAGCAUCGAAUCCCACCGAAGGAAGCCCUCGAAGUUUUGGUAUAGCGGCGAGUCCGGAAUCUGUUUCCACCGCUUCUUCAUCCUCGCCUACCUCGCUAACCCCUGGCAGCAGUGCUGCCGGUGGAAGUGGUGCUAGAACUGCUGGAAUGAUGCCACCCUAUUGGCCCCCGUACCCAGCCUACUCAGUUGCGUCCACUUCGCAAACAAUGCAAACUCCUAACACUACAAAUGUUCCUGAUACCUCAUCAUCUACGACGACGGUUACUUCCUCGGCGGGAGCAACCUUCCGGACGUACGAUCAUUAAAUUUUGUUUUUUUUUACAGUGUAUUUCAGGUUAAGGUUCCUAAUCUUGCUUUAGCAAAUAGGAUAGUCCUCAAAGAUGCUACUGUGAAAUAUGUUUAAAAGUUUUUGUUGCGUAUUAAAAUUUAAUUUCCAUUGUUCUACAAAUAAGAUAAUAGAAUCUAUACGUAAUAUGAAAUGUAUGAAUAUCAUAAUGUACAAAUAAACAUGACAAAUACUUAGAA
Molecule: messenger RNA, 1516 nt
Organism: Aedes aegypti (yellow fever mosquito)
Lineage: Eukaryota; Metazoa; Arthropoda; Insecta; Diptera; Culicidae
Product: DNA-binding protein D-ETS-6
Exons: 4
Coding region: 151-1296 (381 amino acids)
Biological process (GO): regulation of transcription by RNA polymerase II; cell differentiation
Cellular component (GO): nucleus
Molecular function (GO): DNA-binding transcription factor activity, RNA polymerase II-specific; sequence-specific DNA binding
Source: RefSeq, a predicted model, not a curated record